AUGGAACCAAGAAAUCAAACAAGUGUUUCAGAAUUUAUCCUCCUGGGGCUCUCAGAAGAGGAAGAUGUGCAGCGCCUCCUAUUUGGGGUUUUCCUGUUCAUGUAUCUGGUCACCUUCCUUGGAAAUCUUCUCAUCAUCCUGGCCAUUAUCACUGACUCCCAGCUCCAUACUCCCAUGUACUUUUUCCUCUCUAACUUCUCUUUCUCAGACAUCUGUUUCACCUCCACUACUGUACCAAAGAUGCUGCUGAAUAUGAAGGCACAAAGCAAAGCCAUCACUUAUGAAGGCUGCCUCAGCCAGAUGUAUUUUUACAUGGUUUUUGGACAAUUAGACAACUUUCUCUUGACAGUGAUGGCCUAUGACCGAUAUGUGGCCAUCUGUCACCCACUGCACUACAAGAUCAUCAUGAACUCCAAGCUGUGUGGUCUCUUACUUUUGAUAUCCUGGUUCUUGAGUAUUCUAGACUCUCUAUUACAUGGCUUAAUGAUUUUACAACUGUCUUUUUGUACAGAGUUAAAAAUUCCCCACUUUUUCUGUGAACUCAAUCAAGUAAUCCAACUUGCUUGUUCUAACACCUUCCUCAAUGAAAUAUUACUGUAUUUUGCAAAUGGACUUCUGGGUGUUAUUCCACUCAUUGGUAUCAUUUUGUCUUACUCCAAGAUUGUAUCUUCUAUUUUGAAAAUUUCAUCAGCUGAGGGCAAGUAUAAAGCAUUUUCCACUUGUGGGUCUCACCUCUCAGUAGUUUUCCUGUUCUAUGGUACAUUUCUUGGGGUCUAUCUUAGUUCUGCUGCUACCCAAAACUCCAGGGAAAGUGCAAUAGCCUCAGUGAUGUACACUGUGGUCACACCCAUGCUGAACCCCUUUAUCUACAGUCUUAGAAACAAGGACAUAAAGCAGGCCCUGAAAAAACUCUUCAGCUGA
Messenger RNA from Orycteropus afer afer, 921 nucleotides. RefSeq names its product olfactory receptor 7A17-like. Gene Ontology annotation, molecular function: olfactory receptor activity; G protein-coupled receptor activity. The record is from RefSeq and is a predicted model, not a curated record. Gene Ontology annotation, biological process: G protein-coupled receptor signaling pathway. NCBI's taxonomy places the organism in Eukaryota, Metazoa, Chordata, Mammalia, Tubulidentata, Orycteropodidae. Gene Ontology annotation, cellular component: membrane.